CUCGUAGCCCUUGAGGAAGCAACUACCCAUGGAUGCGAGCUGAAAGUUCUCGCUCAGCAGGCAGCAAUAGCAGGGGCCGCAUAAAUGCGGUCCGGUGACGUAUCUGGGGGGAUUUCUGCAUUGGUUCUCUCAACACAUCCAUCCAUCCUCUCCUAUCGCUCUUUAAUCGCUCUAGUUCAUCCAUCACAUUCUUUCUCUCUCUUUCUCGUGGAACAUUCGAUAUCCAGUAUACAUUCCCUACGAAUCUGUAAGCGACAUCAACCGCCCCGAUUGUGCAUUCUCCUCUUUUGUUGUUCUGUUGCCACCUUUCACUCACCUUUUGGCCCAGAGCAGAUCUCGCACCACGCGACAAUCCCUCUUCAACACAGCGUGGGAUGCUGCAGAUUUGAAACAGAGCGGCUGCCAUUAGACGCUAACAUUUUCUGUACUCUAUCCUUCCCGUACGUCUUCAGCUUGCAGCCUACUCUAAUCCAGGUCAGGAACAGACGCUCAGGAACAGCCAGGAACAGCCAGGAACAGCCAGGAGCAGCCAGGAACAGUCAGGAGCAGCUACUCAAAUCAAGGUCAUUAUCACUCUUCAACAGCUAUGGAAUCAGUCUGGGGCAGCUCCCGCAAGCAGUAAGUCUAUUCUCCCACGAUUCUAAUAUGUAACUCGAGCAGACCUCCACGGAAUAGUAUAAAGAAUAGCACUCAUCCACUAAUAGCACCGAUUUCCGUUUCCCCCUCCUUCCCUUUUUGCUUUAGAACUCGCGACAGCAGCAGCAGUGUAUCAUCGUCAGGCGGAUCGAAACUCGUUCAGCUUCAACGUCAGAGUUCAGCGAUCGGAUCUGGCCUACCAACGCUAUCGACCAAUUCUCUCUCCUCCAUCUCUUCAGGACCCUUGAGUAGCCAUGGAUCAGGCGCCAUCCACCC
Messenger RNA from Gamsiella multidivaricata, 912 nucleotides. RefSeq lists its product as uncharacterized. The record is from RefSeq and is a predicted model, not a curated record. The coding region runs from base 85 to 651 and encodes 188 amino acids. The transcript has a single exon. NCBI's taxonomy places the organism in Eukaryota, Fungi, Mortierellomycota, Mortierellomycetes, Mortierellales, Mortierellaceae.